Messenger RNA from Daphnia magna, 2353 nucleotides. Its product is annotated as solute carrier family 22 member 4-like. The transcript is spliced from 11 exons. Gene Ontology annotation, cellular component: membrane. Gene Ontology annotation, biological process: transmembrane transport. Lineage: Eukaryota; Metazoa; Arthropoda; Branchiopoda; Diplostraca; Daphniidae. Gene Ontology annotation, molecular function: transmembrane transporter activity. The record is from RefSeq and is a predicted model, not a curated record. Bases 1 to 1101 code for a protein of 366 amino acids.
AUGCAAGAGGUCCACCGUAAGCUUACCGACAAAGGAUGGUACAUUAAAAGCUGUAUCCGUACCAUCGGAAUUAUCACAAAUUCAAAUCAUGAAUUUGUGCUCCGAAGCCGAUUGAAAACGAGAAGCCACCAAAUCAAGACGGAUCAGCAGCUAACACUUUUGACGACGGCGACCCUGGCGAUGCUUUUAACGCGGACAUCAUCCUCGGUCAUUUGGGCAAAAUGGGAUGGUUUCAAAUCAACGGACAGGUGUUUUGUUGAUGGUUGCGAUGGUCCAAUUGAUCCAGAGUACAAAGCCGAUUGGCUAAACGGAACUGCCCUCAACAGUCUUCUGGCAACUCCUCGUGCAUGGCGCUGUAACUACCAGGAUUUUGAUACCAUACCGAAUGCUACCACCCCGGAGUGUGCAUAUAAAAAUUACACGGUCAACGCCACUUGCCACAACUGGAUUUUCAACAAGUCUGUUUUUACAAGAACAAUUGUUACUGACUACCUUCUCGUGUGCGAUGAAUCAUGGAAGAUUACCUUUGGUUCGUUCAUCACAAUGCUGGGAGUUUUGCUGGGUGCUUUUUUCCUCGGGCCUUUGCCGGAUUUAAUAGGACGACGCACGUCAGUUGUUGCACUGGGGACGUGGAUGGCGGCCUUAGGCAUAGGUUCGUGUUUCGCUCCUAAUUUUGACGCGUUUGCAGGACUUCGAUUUCUUACUGGUAUGGGAGGUAUUGCUGUUUUACAACCCCUCAUUAUUUGGGGAUUGGAAGCACAGGCUCCAGUAAUGCGAAUCAAAUUUAUUUGUCUCAUCUAUUGCUUUCAAUCCAUUGGAAAUCUUAUUAGUGGAUUACUGGCAUAUUUUAUCCGUGAUUGGAUAAUAUUGCAGUUCUGCCUUUUUGUGCCGAUGGGGAAAAUGGUAGUUACAUAUUUCAUUUUGCCUGAAUCGACUCGCUGGCUAACAGUUAAGAAGAAAUAUCCUGAAGCCAAGGGAAUCUAUGAAAAUGCAGCCAAAUUAAACAAGAAAAUCAUUCCUGCUUACUUACUGGUCAUUUCUAAGAAAGUUACUGUUGACUUUCCGGUGGCUGUACAUGACAUGUCGGUAGAUGAUAGUUGAAGCCUCUCAGAAUUCUCUUCGAGUAAGCAAGCGCCAUGGGAUUGUUACAAGGGUUGCGUCUGGAAUGACCAAGGGUUGCGUCUGGAAUGACCUUGGCUUGCUUUGCUUUGACGUCUUAUAUAAGAAGACAAAAUUGAGAACUACGACAGUUGUGUUUCAUCUUUUGCCAAGAAUGGAGUGUCUCGUGUGUAAGAUAGCGUUUAAAAAGGGAGAUCAGAAAAUUAAGUGCAAUCAGUGCGAGAAAUCGGUUCACCGACGCUGUUUUACAUCGAUUGACAAGGAUUGCUACAAGAUCGCAAAGCGGGACAAUUUGUUUACAUGUUUUUCUUGUGAACUGGAGAGUAUUCCCUCAGCCGCCGUUGAAGCUAAUUCGAUUCCGCUCCAGCAAUCACGACCUAAACGGAACAGAAAACCGAACCCUCGUUACGACCAAAGUUCUCCGAAAAGGCGAAAUGCAGCAGUUAUUCCUUUCUCGGAUUCAGUUAUCGCUUCAACUUCUUCAACUACAAACAUAAUUGUCAAUGAAACAUUUACUAUUCAUAGCUCCUCUAACCACUCAGUCGUCCUUGAAGAAGUUGUCCCUCCAAUGCCGUCAAUAAAUAUGGACUUUCCAGAUAUUCCACAGGAAUUACUUGACAUGGCAGUUGCCAAUAUGUCUCUGAAUGACUCUGCAAUUAAUCCUUUUGAUUUUUCUUUUAGAUUAGACACUUCACUUCACCCGCCAAGCCCAGUUAGACCAGAAGAUAAUUCCACAGCUAGCAGAUCAUCCUUUGAAUCAGAGAAUGGAGAUAGUGUUCAUUCGCCUCGUCACGUUACUCCGGUCCCCAUCAGAGAGAAAAGCGUGAUUUACGAGGAGCCAAUCACACCAGCAAUCCGGGGUAAAGACGUCAGGAGUCAGAACAAAGUGUAUAUGAGGACCAACGAGAGGAUUAAAGAUAUUUGGGAGAAAUAUCAACACACCAAGGAAUAUACCGUAGAUGACCUUCUGAAGUACUGCUCCAAGACUUAUCGCAUGCCCUGUGAAUAUGACCAAUCUGAUUAAGAAGGCUUUCUUCGUCAUCUGCAGCACUGGAAGCAUCUCGUCUUUACUUGUUAGAUGAGUUCAACUGCUUUUCUUGAAAACGAAUUGAGAAUCUAUACAAUCGUCAGUCAAGUCGUAUAAAUGUUCCAAUAGUGUAUUUUGAUUUUUAAAUUCAGUUGCUUCUUGCCAAAAUACAGAUAUAACUACAAUAAAGCAAGUUUUUUUUCAGAA